AUGCCAGAGCAGAGCUGCCCGCCUUGCCAGAGCAGAGCUGCCCGCCCUGCCAGAGCCGGAGUUCAACCAGAGACAGCUCUGCCGAGAGUCAGCUUUACCACCAAGUUGGGCUUCAUGGGCUUUAGGAUCAUUCCAGCAAUUAAAGCCAAGUGGCCGCGUGGUGCAAACAUGAAUAUCAAGUUACAAUGGGAUAAUGCAAAUUCCCACAUGAAGUUACAAACAGACCCUGAUUUCAUAGCAGCUGCCACGUCAGAUGGAUUUAAUAUCCAACUGAUUUGCCAACCACCAAACUCGCCGGAUACAAACGUGAAUGACCUAGGGUUUUUCAGAGCAAUUCAAUCACUACAAGAUGACAAGUUGGCUAAUGGUGUAGAUGAUCUGCUCAACAACGUAAAAGAGGCAUUUGAAGAGCUUGAUCCUAUGAAGUUAAACAAUGUUUUCCUCACACUACAAGGCUGCUACCAUGAAAUCAUAAAAUGCAGGGGCAACAACAAUUACAAAAUUCCACACAUCAACAAGGAAAGACUCUUAAGACUUGGGAUUCUCCCAGAAUGCUUGGAGGUGGAAGAACAACUCGUGAGGGACUGUUUGGAGGAGUUAAGACAGCAGCAAAUGGAACAAGGCACAAUCUACAACCUCGAUUCACUGGUUCACUCACUAGAGCAGGUUGCACUUAUGGAUUAG
Molecule: messenger RNA, 684 nt
Organism: Salvia miltiorrhiza (redroot sage)
Lineage: Eukaryota; Viridiplantae; Streptophyta; Magnoliopsida; Lamiales; Lamiaceae
Exons: 2
Coding region: 1-684 (227 amino acids)
Molecular function (GO): nucleic acid binding
Source: RefSeq, a predicted model, not a curated record